AUGCUCUCUACUGGCCUUCUCAACGCAAGCCGGGCUGCUACGCAGCAGACCGGCACAUCAUGGGCCACCACGGCAUUGAAGCAACGUCGUUUCCUGUCGCAAACGAUUCCUGCCCUAGCUGAGAACAUCCAGAAGCUCAAUAGAGUGUCCUCGUUUAUCACCCAGCCGAAAUCCCAAGGUGCAUCCCAGGCCAUGCUUUACGGCGUUGGUUUGACUGAAGAGGACAUGAACAAGGCCCAAGUUGGCAUCUCGUCCGUCUGGUACGAGGGAAACCCAUGCAACAUGCACCUCAUGGACCUGUCGAAUGUUGUCAAAAAGUCGGUUGCGAAUUCCGGCCUUGUCCCUCUAAGGUUCAAUACCAUUGGUGUAUCCGAUGGCAUUAGCAUGGGCACGACAGGAAUGCGCUAUUCCCUGCAGAGUCGUGAGAUUAUCGCCGACAGUAUUGAGACUGUCAUGAACGGCCAGUGGUACGACGCGAAUAUCUCUCUCCCGGGAUGUGACAAGAACAUGCCGGGCGUCCUUAUCGCCAUGGGACGUGUGAACCGUCCGAGUAUUAUGGUGUAUGGUGGUACUAUCAAACCUGGUUGUGGCAAAGGUGGCCAGUCCCUUGACAUCGUCAGCGCUUUCCAGGCCUAUGGACAAUAUAUCUCUGGCUCUAUCAGCGAGGAGGAGCGCUUCGAUAUUAUUCGCAAUGCUUGCCCUGGUGGAGGGGCGUGUGGCGGCAUGUACACGGCCAACACCAUGGCUAGCGCCAUCGAGACUCUAGGUAUGACGCUGCCGGGAAGUAGCAGCUACCCUGCUGAGCAUCCGAUGAAGGUCGCCGAAUGUGAAUCUAUUGGCGACGCGAUCCGUAACCUCUUGAAGGAGGACAUUCGACCCCGCGAUAUCAUGACUCGGCAGGCGUUUGAGGACGCCAUGGUCCUUGUUACAAUUCUCGGCGGUAGCACGAACGCCGUUCUGCACCUGAUCGCAAUCGCCGACUCCGUGGGAAUUAAGCUCACUAUUGACGAUUUCCAGGCAGUCUCGGAUCGUACCCCCUUCCUAGCGGACCUCAAGCCGUCCGGAAAAUAUGUCUUCGAAGACUUGUUUAACAUUGGUGGAACACCUGCUCUUCUCAAAUUUCUUGUCAAGGAAGGGAUAAUUGAUGGCAGGGGGAUUACAGUAACGGGCAAGACACUGAAGGAGAAUAUUGCUUCGUUUCCCGACUUCCCUGACGACCAGCCCAUCAUCCGGCCUUUGAGUAGUCCCAUCAAACCAACCGGGCAUCUUCAGAUUCUUCGUGGUUCGUUGGCGCCGGGAGGGUCGGUCGGUAAGAUCACGGGCAAGGAAGGUCUUAGGUUUGAAGGGGCAGCCAAGUGCUAUGACGCCGAAGAUGAUUUUAUUGCUGCACUUGAACGGGGUGAUAUCAAGGUUGGUGAAAAAACUGUUGUUAUCAUCCGCUACGAGGGCCCAAAAGGUGGACCAGGCAUGCCAGAAAUGCUCAAACCAAGCUCUGCUAUCAUGGGCGCGGGACUCGGCAACGAUGUUGCAUUGCUUACUGAUGGUCGCUUUUCGGGCGGUAGCCACGGCUUUUUGAUCGGCCACAUCGUUCCCGAGGCUAUGGAAGGUGGCCCGAUUGGCCUCGUUAGGGACGGCGACCGUAUUGUGAUUGACGCGACCGAAAGAGUUGUUGAUCUUGAAGUAUCGGAAGAGGAGCUCGAAAAAAAGACGGAAGGAGUGGAAGGCGCCGCCGAUGCGGGCAGUUAA
Messenger RNA from Sporothrix schenckii 1099-18, 1746 nucleotides. RefSeq names its product dihydroxy-acid dehydratase. Gene Ontology annotation, biological process: branched-chain amino acid biosynthetic process. The record is from RefSeq and is a predicted model, not a curated record. Bases 1 to 1746 code for a protein of 581 amino acids. The transcript has 2 exons. Gene Ontology annotation, cellular component: mitochondrion. Gene Ontology annotation, molecular function: dihydroxy-acid dehydratase activity. NCBI's taxonomy places the organism in Eukaryota, Fungi, Ascomycota, Sordariomycetes, Ophiostomatales, Ophiostomataceae.